AGUAUCUGAUGAACUUUUACUAUGUUUCGCUUGUAUCAUUUAUGAUUAAAAUACCUUAAAUUAGCGUAAAUAAAGAAAGGUCAAUUUUGUGACCUUGACCCCAUGACCCCUUGCCUAGCUACAACAAACACAUGUAGGACAAGGAGCAAUAAACUACUCAAGUAGCUGAUAAAAUACUUUAAUUUGAUUUCUAAGUGGCGCAAGACUACAAAUCUGUAACCAUGUCGGUUUAUAUGCCACCUAUUGACCGUAAGAAACCAGUUGACAACAAAUAUGAACCAGACACUUUCCGAGUUAUUAGCAUGGAUGCAGAAUUAGACAAUCGACCAGAGGUUGUAAGUCAUUACAUGAAAUGUUUUGAAAAAUCCCCAUAUAUUGGCGGUCCAGUCGCAGAAACGCGACCCAGAGAAGAUCAUAGACUAAAUAAUCCUCACCCCACAAGUUGUGGAUUUUUGCGCUCAAAUGUCAAACUUCUGAUGGACCCGGUGUGUGAUGUUCACACAAUAACUACUCAACAUGAACAGGACUCCUGGUGGCCACACAGGGAAUCACAAUCAAAGCUCAAAGUGCCAGAUCAUACACUAGAUACAACAGCCAGAAAAGACUUUCAAUAUCGUGGAGAUGGAAAACCCCAAGCCUCAAAACAUUGUAAUCCUGAAAAGAAUGCUGCUUUGGGUGGAGUUCCAGUCAAUUUCAUGAGAGAAAGGGAUGGCAAACAGAGGUUUAUCAAAGAAGGGAUUUCCUAUGAACACCAGUACAACAGCCGCCUGGACCCUCAGUACCCCAUUAGAGGAAAAAGACAUGGUAGUUUUGUGUGGAGUCAGAUGUCUGAGGAUAAAGUGAAAGAUCUGCUUCAUCACUAUGGCAAUGAGUACCUAAACAACAAAACAAACAAUGGAAAUAAGAAAUCUACGAAAACUUCUGCCUCCAGUGCUAGCCGAUCCGUUACCCUCCCCUCUACUGCUCAAUCUGGAGGUCAGGGUCUCCCUGAUGUUUCGAGUUAGAUCAGAACAUGCAGAGUAAACAAUAAAGUACAGCAGAUUUAAUCAUCAAAUAUUGGCUUAGUCGAUCCAGACCAUGCAGAGUUACACAAUUUUGGACAAAAUCUUCAUGCAGUUAAUUAAAUGCAUGGUUAGGGAAUUGAAUAUGACACACAUAUAUCCGAUUGUUUCCAUAGCAAUGAUAGUAGUCUCAAACCAUACCAGAUGAAAAUAUUUCAGUCCUCCAGCUAUUGUCAGUCUUGCAUAAAGAACUUCAUUAGGUUUUAUUUUCCAAAUUUGCCACAUAAUCACAGGGGGAAGAAGAUGAUAUGUUGCUGAAGAGGGUACAUUCUUUAUUCAAGAUAUAUGUGAUUGUAAAUAAUCAUAUCCAUUUUACAUAAAGCCAAUAGAGCUAUGAAGACUUAGCUUCGCUGACAUAUUUUGAUAAUACAUUAUGAAGUAUUUCAAUUGUUGUGCCUUGGGUGAAACUGUGUGUAACAUGUGUGUUUAUAUAUAUGUUUUGUAUGAAUGCAGGCCCAUAGCCAGGGGGUUCCGGGUGCGAGGCUCCCCUCCCCUAGGCCAAAAAUUCCUCAUAGUCAUGUAUCAUGCAUGCCCCCCCCCCCUAGAUCUACCAGUUACCUUGACAAAAUCUGGCUACGGGCCUGGAAUGUGUCUUUCAUGUUAUAAUUAUAUAAUAACUCAAUCUUGGAAAGC
Molecule: messenger RNA, 1694 nt
Organism: Owenia fusiformis
Lineage: Eukaryota; Metazoa; Annelida; Polychaeta; Sabellida; Oweniidae
Source: the annotation of a GenBank genome assembly